UUCACGCUGAAAUAAAAUGGAUGGUAUAAUAAAACAGAUCAGAGAUUGAUAUUAAUAAGGACAGAUGAUGACAAUAUAUAUGACAAUACGAUUCUAUUAAUAAGUACAAGAAAUACGAUCAGUCAUGAUCCAAUUAUUGAGAGGUGCUGAUUGGUUGUUCUCGAUGUGGCAAUCGCAACGAAAACUACAAAAGAUACCACCUAACCAUCGACCCAAUUUUUAUCAACGAUCUUGUUGCAAGUGUCACCAUCAUCUGUACAUCUGUUCAUAGAAAGCAUAAAUACAUAAAAAAAUCACGCAAUAAAUUAGAUUAAAAAUUGGAAACCUGACAAUAACAGAAUAUAAUCGAAUUGUCAAGAAACAAAAAAUUUUAAGAGACGACUGUCUGAAAAGUUCUUUACAUCAAUUAUAUUUUUCUAUAAAUCUUUAAGAAUCAAAAAUAAAACAAAAAGUGGACGUUUAAAACUUUAUUAAAAAUGGCAAGUUAUAUGCCACCAAAUUAUAUGCCGUUGGAAUCAAAAUGGCGACAUUAUCCAACGUACAUCUAUUCAAGAAAUUACGGAUACGGAAUAAAUUAUUAUCAACCAAUGAUUGAUUAUAUAGAUUCCAAGCGAAUCGCUUCAAGAUCACCUUUACCAGAGCUUGAAAGAAGAAUGGAAUUACCUGAAUUACCCUGGUCUGACAGCAGAGUUUUAUGGGAAGACAAAAAAGUGCAACCCUACACGAGAGAUGAUGUAAUUAAAUAUGCAAUUGACGCUGAAGACGAAGCCAAAGAUCACCUAUCUCGUUUUAAGAUAGCAAAUCGCUCGGACUUCAGCCUGGCCAAGACCGUGCAGGCCAGCCGCGUGACCAAGGAGAUUUUUCCGCGUACCGGAAAGGACCUGAAAAGACUACCUAUGCCGUUGAUGUUCGCCAGCACUCGUGCCCGCAGCGAGGUCAAGGAGAUCCAGCAGGAAGCGAUGAGCAAUAUUAAGCUGCAGGCGUUGAAAGAUGUUCGGAUGAUGACCGAGGUGAAUGACGCGUUGAAGCAUGCUAAAAGUCUCCGUGGAAAAUCUGCGAAAGCAAUAGAAUUCCAUCUAAGGACAGAAGCACUGAAGAAUCUGUCCAAGAGCCAGGAGUUGGCUGAUAUCCGGAAAUUCCAAAAGGAGACCGUGCAUUCUCUCUGGGACGACACGGUACAUAGCAGAUUGAUGAACGAAAGGGCCAAGGCUCUAAUUGAUGAGGACAAGCUGACGCAGCCACUUGAUACGCUCAGCAGGGAGCUGCGCGGAUUCGAGCAGAAGUCCAGCAAUUAUUUUCUAGAUAAGAGGUAUCAAGAUCGUGCGAGACGGGAACUAUUGUAUGGGUGUCGAGGAUGCGAGUAUUAUAAUGUUAAGCGUGGUAGAUAACCGAAAAUUAAAUCCCAGGAUGGAUAAAGUAAAUCGAUGGACAUCCAAACUGAUAACAAGAGUAGGACUAAAUAUUAAAUAUUAGAUGUAUCAAAAUUGUUUGGAAAUAAUAACCAAUAAAAUGUCAUUCUUAAAUUCCGAAGAAUAGCACUGUGAUUGAAAAUUUUAUUGUUUAAAUAAUAUUUAUCAAAAUAGAGAGAGUAAAAAACUAUUUGAUAUGUUUACAUCGAAUG
Trachymyrmex cornetzi is the source of this 1621-nucleotide messenger RNA. Its product is annotated as paramyosin, short form. The record is from RefSeq and is a predicted model, not a curated record. The transcript has 3 exons. Lineage: Eukaryota; Metazoa; Arthropoda; Insecta; Hymenoptera; Formicidae. The coding region runs from base 477 to 1388 and encodes 303 amino acids.